Molecule: messenger RNA, 1460 nt
Organism: Cylicocyclus nassatus
Lineage: Eukaryota; Metazoa; Nematoda; Chromadorea; Rhabditida; Strongylidae
Source: the annotation of a GenBank genome assembly
AAUUUCUCACAGUCAGCAUUGACGAACGGUCUGCUACAAAGUCUACAACUACUAACAACAAGUCUCGUUAGAUGACAAAAAAGAAGUCGAAUGGAUUCAUGUUCUUCGCGGAUUCACGUCGUGCCUUCUACGAAGCCGAAGCUGGUUGCAACUUUGGCUCGAAAAGGCUCGUCGAGCGAGCUGCUGACGACUGGAAGCAGAUGAGUCACACUGAACAAGAGCACUGGAAGACAGAAAGCAAGCGCAGGGCCGAGGAACAGGGUUCACAAAAUACAUCUCAUCACAUCCAUCACCAUGGUCCUCGCCAAAAACAACGAGUGAUGUCACAGCUCGAAAAGGAACUGAUAGAACGCGCUAAGGAGCGCGGUGUUGAUAGGGCAACAGCACGUCAAACUCUGACCGAUAAACUACUAUGGAAGGAAAAAGACGAAGUUGCGACAAUUCGAAUGCUCAGAUGGGCACUGAUUGUACUGAGCAAAGACUCAGUUGGAGUAAUUCCAAAUGAGAUUUGUGCUGUGAUGAUGGAGAAGGCUGCAAUUGUAGGCGAAUUACGCCUAAUUCGACGUGGAUUUCAGCCAAAACCGUCAAGAAAUUCACAAAAUGUACGCAACAUUGUAUGGGAUCCAAGCUUAUCCUCGGACGUUAACAUGGCGGCUGUACAGCUCGUUAAAUUCGUUCAGGGAACCUGGAAUGGUUUAGUGAUGGUUCCUGAACACCAAAUGAGCCGUCUUGGAAUCGCUAUGCAUUGGAUGAAACAGAGCAGAGACGUCUACUGCAGACGUGACACCAGUACCAUGCGACUAGAUCGUAUAAUGUGCUUAGAAGAUGUCAUAACAGUAUUUCGUGAAGUCAAUGAGAAAAGUCCGAUUGAUGCAGAAGAAGACGAGCAAUACGAGCAAUUACGCGACCUGGAACUUAGCGACACUGUCCUCUUCGUGAGAGCAGCAGCAGAAUAUUUCGCACGUGUGAUGAAGAUGUGCACCAUGCCUCCUGCACCACCGACGGCGGCCUACUUGCAGCAUUACUAUCACAAUCACAUCCACCAUCAUCACCAUACUGUUCAUCACUGUUGCGAUCCUUCUGUAUCGGACAACUCUUCAGCAGAAGUGACACCCACAAUUCAAGCACAAGGUGACACUUGCUGGACUCUUCCGCCAGGAAUGUGUUCCAUGGAAGCAAGAGCACCGGAACUUUAUCCGCUCCGCUAUGAACCAAGACGGAGGAUUUUCGGAAAAAUGGCGUCGAAUCCUUUCACGAAACCUGCAAAUGUGCAGACCACAGAACCAGAGCUGUCUCAUGUUGCUCGUUGGUUGGACACAAUUCGCUUAGACGAUAUUGAGAAGUAUCAUGAACCAUUCCCAGAAACAUACGAAGAAUCUGACGGAACAGAAGAUAUUCUUUCAUCGGACUGUGCUUGUAGCAACUGAGAUUUGAAUGUUUUAAUUUAUUAAAAUAUUUGC